Molecule: messenger RNA, 1036 nt
Organism: Perca fluviatilis (European perch)
Lineage: Eukaryota; Metazoa; Chordata; Actinopteri; Perciformes; Percidae
Product: Fc receptor-like B
Exons: 5
Coding region: 97-789 (230 amino acids)
Biological process (GO): cell surface receptor signaling pathway
Molecular function (GO): transmembrane signaling receptor activity
Source: RefSeq, a predicted model, not a curated record
ACAACAACGUUCAUCAUUCAUCAACACUAUCAACUGCAGGAGGGGAAACCACACAGUUGCUGCACCCCCACAUCCCUCCACCUCCAAAAAGAGGAAAUGGUGGUUUUAGCUGAUCUGAGUAAAACAUUCAAAGUGCUUGAUGUCACAUCACCAACAGGUACGAUGGGACAAACAUCUCUGCAAUGGCUGAUCUUUCUGACCUCACUGCUGAGCAGCACAACAAACCAAGUCUCUCUGACUGUGAGUCCCAGCAGCUCUCAGUUCUUCAGCUGGACAUCUGUCUCUCUGAGCUGUGAGGAGGACGACAGCUCUGCUGGAUGGACUCUGAGGAGGAACACAACCAUAAAAACCAGGACUCAGUGUGGAGAUGGCUGGGGAAACAAUGCUGGUUCUUCUUGUAACAUCAGCUACAUGGCCCCAUCGCACAGUGGAGUUUACUGGUGUGAGUCCAGAGAGGGAGCAACCAGUAACAGCAUCAGCAUCACUGUCACUGGUGGACCAGUGAUCCUGCAGAGUCCUGUCCUCCCUGUGACGGAGGGAGAAGACCUCACUCUGACCUGUAAAACAAAGACGUCCUCCAACCUCCCAGCUGGUUUCUAUAAAGAUGGCUCCUUCAUCAGGACUGAGCCUGCAGGUCACAUGACCAUCCACCAUGUUUCCAGGUCUGAUGAAGGCCUCUACAAGUGCAACAUCAGCAGUGUUGGAGAGUCUCCACCCAGCUGGGUCUCUGUCACGGGUGAGGAGGUUACCUUUGAUUUCAGGAGUUCAUUCAUCCAGAUAUUCACCUGACAGCUGAUUCUCUCUGCAGAGAAACCAAAGACCACAAGCCCUCCUACGACCCCAAGCCCUGCUACGACGAGUACUCUGCCACCCUCUUACACAACCUCAGACCCUCUCCCCCUAGUGGUCAUACUGUUUUGCCACCUGGUGGUGUUCUGUCCGUACUGCAUCUCCACUUUCAUCAUGGUGUCUUUAUAUCGACACAGGACCACAGGAAAUGGCCUACCUGUUGCCAUGGUGAUGACCUUGCCCACCC